This is a messenger RNA of Uranotaenia lowii, 6489 nucleotides long. RefSeq names its product histone-lysine N-methyltransferase SETD1 (gene Set1). Gene Ontology annotation, molecular function: protein binding; RNA binding; histone H3K4 methyltransferase activity. NCBI's taxonomy places the organism in Eukaryota, Metazoa, Arthropoda, Insecta, Diptera, Culicidae. Gene Ontology annotation, cellular component: Set1C/COMPASS complex. The transcript is spliced from 4 exons. The record is from RefSeq and is a predicted model, not a curated record. Bases 381 to 5948 code for a protein of 1855 amino acids.
CAUCAAAAGUUCGACAUCCAAGAUAAAUUUUGGCUCUGAAAAAGCUGGACCGUUCUAUAAUCGAUUGAUUUCCUGGUUAAAGUGGCUCGAAACCAGAUCAAAUCACCUCGAAAGGAUUGGCAAUUGUCAGUGCAAUCGAUUGCGGGUACUGAGAUUCGUUUUGGUUUUCGAGCGGCUCCGGUAGAUUGAAUUCUUUUUCGGGCUUUGGCAAACACGGAUCGCUGUUGCUGCUGUUGGAUGUUUGCUAUCGUUCUUCGCUAGCAGUACGAAUGAAGAAAAUUCGGAAAACGGAACUUUUGCGGACAUCCCGAAAAAACAAGUAACUGGUCCGUGCGGCAACUGCUCGCAGUUAAGAAGUGAAAGCAGUACUUAUUUUGGAAAUGAAUGGAUCUUACGAUGGAGGCAAAUCCUCCAGUUCAUCGUCAUCAUCGUCAUCCGGUGGUGGUGCUGGAACAUCGGAAAUUCCCGCCAGUGGACAACCCUCGCUAUCAAAAGCUCCACGUAAUUACAAGCUUAUAGCGGACCCUUCCAUACACAAAGGAGUACCUACUAAAAUCUACAGAUACGACGGAAUCGUUCCUGGCGAUCCAACUUAUCCUCCUGUUAUCCCAAGGGAUCCCAGAAACCCGCUGUCAAGAAUUCGGUCAAGAAUCGAAGUAUGCGAUUUAAUUGUUCCAAGGUUCAAAAUUGACCAAAACUACAUCGGUGAGCCUCCGGCGAUUGAAAUUACUAUUACCAACCUAAAUGACAACAUUGAUAAGCCUUUUCUUUCCGACCUGUUGGCCAAGUAUGGAACCUACACUGAAUUGUACAUUUACUAUCAUCCAACAACCCACAAACACCUGGGUGUGGCUCGAAUCGUUUUCGAACAAGUACGUUCAGCACGAAUCUGCGUGGAAAAACUCAACGGUGUAUCGGUGAUGGGCAAAGUGUUGAAGGUGUUCAAAGAUGCUUUCGGCGAAGAGUGCAAACGCAUACUAGAGGAUUUGACGGCCGAAAAAAAGAAAACGGAUCCACGUCCAGCUCCACCUCAGCCUCCACCGCCUUCGUCAUCUUAUGGAGCAUCGGGCUAUACUAAAUCCGGCGCAGCUCCUCCUCCACCGCCACUUCCACCGGCUCCGAAUACUUCGUCUAGUAGUUACAAUCGCAAAGAUCGGUUAUAUGAUGAAGAUACCUGGGAUAGUGAGGAUUCAUCUUCUCGUCGGAAAUCUUCUUCAAAAGCAAAUGCUUUGGCCAACGAGGAAGACAUGUGGGAUACCGGAGAAUGUUCCGGUAGCGGAGGAAACAGCUUGGAUUCAAGUUACACUCAUAAAGAAAAAUAUUCCAGCUCGGGUUCUAAAGGCAGCAGCAGUCAUUACGAUGAGCGUGAUGAUGAUAAUCGUGGUCGGGACAAGUAUUACGAUCGUAAAGAUGGUCGAGAAUGGAGACAUCAUCACAAGGGUGAUCGACGAGACCGGGACCGAGAUUGGAGGGAAAAAGAAAAGGAAAGGGAGCGCGAUAAAGAGAAGGAAAGGGACCGUGAGAGAGAAAAGGAAAGAGAACGUGAACGGGAGCGAGAUCGCGAACGAGAAAGAGAACGUGAACGAGAACGAGAUCGUGACCGUGAUCGGGAACGUGAUCGAGAUCGUGACGGCAAAUGGGAAAGAGGUGGUCGGGAUCGAUUCGGCAGGGACAGAGACAACCGACGGCGGCAACAAAAGGGUGGCGAAUAUUGGGACUCUAGCAGUUACGCGACGAAUCCGAAUUAUCCAACCGGAGGGCGUUAUUCUCAAUACGAUUACUAUGGCUAUGGAGCGUCCGAUUACGGUCAUUACGGUUAUCCGUUGCCACCCUCGGCACCAAGUUACAUGGCUCAAACGCCGUCAACGUCGUGGGCGCCUCCACCUCCACCAGAUGAAAAACCUAAAGCACCACCACCGCCUCCAAAGGAAAAGUCAGUUCUAGAUGACUCGGACAUGUGGGACUUCGGAGAUUCCAACGAUGCUCCACCGAAACCUCCUGCCACACCACCCCCGAUUCCAACAGAACCAAUCAAAAGCGAAGGGAUCAAUGAGGAUGAUAGUGCUUCUGGUUUAGAUUUGGACACUCGAAUUGCGCUUAUGUUCAAAGAUAAAACCUUCGGGGCUGCACCUUUUCUGCAGCUAAGUGAUGGUGAAGAAGACGAUAAAAAAGAAGAGGGAGAGACGGCUGAUAAAACGAAAUCUACAGUCAAAAAAGAAAUCAAGGAAGAACGUCCACCAAGUCCAGCUGAAGAAGUUUGCAUUAAAAAAGAAAUCAAACUCGAAGCACCCAAAGAAGAAGGUGCUAGUGACAUUUCUUCCACUGACGAUGAAAUUCUUGCUAAGGAACCUACACCUCCAGCAAUAAGCAAACCAUUCAUGGAAGACAUCAUAAAACGCGACAAUGACCAAAUGUCCUUGUCUAGUCUAUCAUCCACUGAAGGCAAACAGGACGAUCUAGCAGCUCCUCCACUACCUUCAGAUCCUGUGCCAGAUGUUCCACCACCUCCGGCACCGACAGAAGGUUCGUUUUCUUACGUUUAUCCUCCCGGAAUCGGACCCAGCAUGGGCUAUCCUCCAGCCCCUCCAGGAACCGAUCCUUCGUACUACUACAGUCAAUCAUAUUCUCAAAGUUCGUAUCAGCAAUAUCAACAGUCAGGGUACUACCAAAACAGUUACAUGCAUCCUUACAUGUCCGGAUUUUCAGGAGCCUAUCCGUAUCCUGUACCACCCAAUGCAAAUGAAUACUAUCCAGCCGGUAGGAAAUAUCCGCAAGAAGAAGAACGCUCACGGUCCUAUUCCAAUUCGCUAAGGGAUCGUGAAUUGGAGCGUAAAAAGCGAAAUCGCUACGACGAAGCAAUCUCUGCGGUAAUAGAUCGUGUAACAGCCGAGUUGAAGCAAAUUUUGAAAAAAGAUUUCAACAAGAAAAUGAUUGAAAACACUGCGUACAAAAAAUAUGAAGCCUGGUGGGAUGAGGAAGAGCAAAAAAGUAAGGGGAAGGUAAAGAGUGUUAUGAACGAUAUUACUCCCCUAGUUAACUCCAAAGUAGAUAAGGCUCCGGAUAUCAAUCAACUUCUCAACCAAACGUACGAUAACUUGGACAGCAAUAGCAGCUACAUGGGACUGGGCUUACGAGCAACGAUUCCAAAAAUGCCAAGCUUCCGUAGAAUAAGAAAGCAGCCAAGUCCUGUCCCACAGGAUGAAGAUUCUAGGCGGAGCGAUCAGGACGAUAUGGUACAAGGAUCUGAUUCCGAAAAAGAAACUGACCUACAAAUUCAAAAACCCAAAACACCGCCUCCCUCAAGUUCGUCCACAAUUGUUCCUAUAUCACGAAAUUCUUCCAACUCUGCAGUGUCCCGAACGGAGAAACGAAAAAACAGUGCUUCAUCCUUCUUCACAUCUUCAAGUGAGGAAGAAAGCAGUGCAAGUGAUUCGGAAGAAAGUUCCGACUCUGGUUCCAUCACCGAUGUGGAAAUGUAUGCCAAUAGAAAACAACAACAGUCUUCUUCUAGAGAAAAACGUGAGAAAAGGAUAUACUCGGAUUCCGACAGCGAAGAGGAGUUGGAACAAUCUACUAGUAAAUUUUCGCUUCCAUCUUCCAGCGCUGGGUCGCGUAACAAAACCAAAAUUUAUUCUGAUUCCGAUUCCGACGAUGUCAGUAAACCUCCCCGUAAAGAAAUACUUCCACCAGUUUCAACUGAAAAGGCUCGCAGUCGAAGUCCAGAUUCAUUGACUCCGAAAGCUCCGAGUACACCGCCGCUUCCACCGCCAGAAUCUGCUUCGCGACUUCCACUCGAACAGUUGCAUGAAGAACUUUCGCCGGAUGCUGACGCAAGUCCUCCACCUCAGCAGCCUCCUAGAACACCAGGGCGCGAAUCUCCUAAAAAAUCUCUCUAUGAACUUGAUCGUAUCUACAGCGAUUCGGAAGAAGAACGCGAAUAUCAAGAAAAGCGAAGGCGAAAAGCCGAGUAUUUGGAACAAAUUGAACGCGAAUUUCAAGAAGAACAGGCUCGGCUUGCAUUGGAGAAAGAAGAACAAGCUAAAGCAUUGGCUGAGGCGUCACCGGUUGAAGAUUCGAAAAAACCAACAGCCAAAGGUGGUAUCCGAAACAAGAAAAAUACAACUGUUGUGUUACCCGAGAAAGCUCCUAGUCCUGGCGAUCCUAUCACUCCAAUUUGCAGUCAACCACCACCAACACCUGGAGCAGGUUUACUUGAGACCUGUAACGAUCCGUUGAGUGUUGUUGCGACAGCAAGUCCUUCGAAGACUGGUAAAAAGAGAAAAGCAGAAAAACCACCAAAAGUCAAAAAGGCUAAAGCUAUUCGAAAAACAAAGGAAACCAAUGGCAUUGCAGCUAAUCUUGAACCACCUUCUUUGGCUACCGAUCUGCCUUCUGUGUCGGAAACCGUUUUAUGCACUCCGCCAGCCGAAACAGCCAUUAUUGGUCCUCCAGCACCUUCAGCUAUUCAUCCACAGUUAAGUUCGUCAGAAGACUUUUUCUCGGCAGAAGAAGAGGCAGCUCGACGAGCCGCCAAAGCAUCUCCUGCUUCUUCCGAUGGUGGAUCCAGCCAAGCUAGUCAAGUUGCAUUAGAUCAUUGCUAUUCACUACCGCCAUCUGCAUCUCCCUCGUCUUCCUCGUCCCAUCAUCAGUCAGAUUCUUCAGCGCCGGUCGCCAAAUCUGGCCAGAAAUAUGCACCCACAUCCAACGCCCUCGUGCAUGAUCACGGGUAUACGAACAACGACGAUGUUGCAGCUGCACCCGGUACCCCUGGCGCAACCAACCUCAAUCCUUCGCAACCGAAACCAGAAACGCCUCUCAUCCUUACCCCAUCGGCAUCAUCUGCACUGUCAUCUGUCCCAUCGUCAUCAUCUCGUCCAGUAGGGCGACCCAAGAAAGAUCCUAGUGCCCCCAAAGGCAAACAUAAAAAGAAGGCUGAGAAGUCAUCGAUCACUGCUCAACUUUCUACCGCUGGCGCUUCUAUGUCACAGGCUCUCUUCCCCUACAACGCUUCUUUUACACCGUUGGCCAAGUAUCGUGCGCGGGAUAUUCGAGCAGAAAUGUCCAUCCUCUAUGAAUUUCUUACCCGUGGAAUCGAUACCGAAGAUAUUCAGUACAUCAAACAAAGCUACGAAAUGUUGCUAAGUGACGAUACCAACAAUUACUGGCUGAAUGCUACCCAUUGGGUUGACCACUGCACAACCGACCGGAACUUCUUGGCACCUCCAACCAAAAAGCGUAAAAAAGAUAAAGAAUACGUCACGGAUAUCAAACAGCACUCAACAGGUUCGGCACGAACUCAAGGGUUCUAUAAAAUUGACCCCCGAGAGAAAGCUAAAUACAAAUACCAUCAUCUCAAGGGAACGCCAGCGGCCAACCGUCUUAGCAAUUUAGAAACAGUCAAAGCAGCCGCUAAGAUGCAAGGUCUAUCGCGAGAAGCCCGCUCAAACCAACGACGGUUGUUGACAGCUUUUGGCGCUAGCACAGAAUCCGAAUUGCUCAAGUUCAAUCAGCUGAAAUUCCGCAAGAAGCAGUUGAAAUUCGCCAAAUCGGCUAUCCACGACUGGGGACUGUUUGCCAUGGAACCGAUUGCGGCCGAUGAGAUGGUUAUCGAAUAUGUCGGUCAAAUGGUGCGACCUUCAGUGGCCGACCUGCGAGAAACUAAGUACGAAGCGAUCGGCAUUGGUAGCUCCUAUCUGUUCCGUAUCGAUAUGGAAACGAUCAUCGAUGCCACCAAGUGUGGAAAUUUAGCGCGGUUCAUCAACCAUAGUUGCAAUCCAAACUGCUACGCCAAAGUCAUCACGAUCGAGUCCGAGAAAAAAAUCGUCAUAUAUUCAAAACAACCGAUCGGAGUGAACGAGGAGAUCACCUACGACUACAAGUUCCCCUUGGAAGACGAGAAAAUUCCCUGCCUAUGCGGUGCACCUGGCUGCCGUGGAACCCUAAAUUAGAAACCUGUAUGGAAAAAGAACGGAGUUUCGCCUUGCUUAUUUCGCUGCGAACACUGUGUGCGUGUAUGUGUGCGUCAUCGGCAUGACGUUGUAAAUAAGCUGAAAAUAGUUGCCCAUUGGCGCGUGAUGUUGUAGGUAUUCUCAAUUGCGUAUGUGGAACCAGAAUGCUCAUUUAGUAAUUUAAUAAUCGGACAAAGGCAGAUCAGAGGACAGAAAGAAACUGUGAAACAGAACACUAAUAGGAACAAUUUAGUACUUUAUUGUAUGAAAGGAUUUUUUUUCUGAAAGAACCUUCCAGUGCCUGAAUAGGGUUCUUGACUUGUUUUCUUUUUUCGUGCGGGUUUGGUCUACUUUACAAGCUGUUUUGUAUUUUGACCAUUAGCACGGUACCGGAAAUUGUGAUGAACUUAGUACUCUCAGUUGUGCAAAGAUUUGUUAAGCGACAUUACGGCGUGUUUUAUUAUAAUAUGGUAUUGAUAAGUGGCUCAGAAAUGAACCUCCAAUAAAAAAAAACCUUUCCAUGAUAAAAAACAAUGAAAAU